Camarhynchus parvulus is the source of this 1011-nucleotide messenger RNA. RefSeq lists its product as uncharacterized. The transcript has 11 exons. Lineage: Eukaryota; Metazoa; Chordata; Aves; Passeriformes; Thraupidae. Bases 1 to 1011 code for a protein of 336 amino acids. The record is from RefSeq and is a predicted model, not a curated record.
AUGGCAGAAAAUGUCAUUAACUCUGACCUGAACUUGCCUGAACCACCCAGAUCCAGGCUACACACCAUCCCUGAUGGCCAAGGUCAAAGCCAUUGUUCCAGAACACAAGCUUCUCCUCUGGUUGCUGUCCUGCUUGUGAUCAACCUCCUGGUGGCCAUAGCCCUGUAUCUGACACUCACCACGGGCAGCCAACAGGACUCAACAGCACUGACCUCCAGCAGCCAAAAUGUCUCAGCACCAUUGUCCCCCAGCAGCCAAGAGGAGUCAACAGAGUUGCCCCCCAGCCAUGAGGAGGCACCAGGAAGAAGUUGCUGUUCCACAACACGAGUUGCUGUCCUGGUCACUGAGAUAAUCUUGCUCCUCCUGCUCAUUGUUGUGUGUCAGAUACUCCAAUGUAAAAGCCAUUGUUCCAGAACACAAGUUGCUGUCCUGGUUGUUGUCCUGGUUCCCAUUGUAGUGGUCCUAACCCUGUCUUGGACACUCCCACAUGGUCCAACUGCAAAGAGCCAACAGGACUCCACAACAAACAUCCCUGAAGAGGCACUAGGUAGGCAAUCCUCUGGGGCAGGGGAGGGCACAGGAAGAACAAUCCCUCUGGAAGCCCAGCACUGCAGGGAGCUGCCCCCAACAUGGGAAAAACAUGGGAGAAAAUGCUACAUCUUUUUUCCAGAGGAGAACCCAAAGGACUGGAAUGCCUCCCGUGCAGAAUGCACAGCCAAGGGCUCAGACCUGGUGGUCAUUGACAGCAGGGAAGAGCUGAAUUACCUUAGAUCACAAUCAAGACAUAAAUACUACUUACUUGGUCUCACACGCUCUGCAGAGGAGCAGAAGUGGAAGUGGAUCAACAACGUGGAGCAUGACCCAGCCAUGUUCCGUAUAGUUGGACCUUCCACUGACUAUCUCUGCACAGUCAUUGGAUUUGGUGAAGUACAAACUGCACCUUGUGGUGAAUCCUCAACAACACAAAAUAUGUGUGAAAAAGCUGCAACAAUUUCCAACAGGCAUCUGUAG